Molecule: messenger RNA, 1345 nt
Organism: Cuscuta campestris
Lineage: Eukaryota; Viridiplantae; Streptophyta; Magnoliopsida; Solanales; Convolvulaceae
Source: the annotation of a GenBank genome assembly
CUUUAAAAAAAACAGCAUUCAGCACUCUGGUGAUUUAAAUAAACAAAUCCAACAGACUUAUUUAAUUUAAAUGAAACAGCUUCGGUCAUCCACCAGCGUCACGCGUCACUGUCCUCCAGGCUGCUCCUCAUUCAGUCUUUGUUCACUACCUGUAAAAAUAUAGGGAGAGUGGAAGUAUCUAACGCUAGAACUAACUCAUAGACUAGCACCCAUUAACAUAUAAUCAUACAACAUCAGAAGAAUCAGCAAAUAUCAUUAUCAAAUACCUUGAUCGACUAUUCAUUUAUAUUCAGUUCCUGUUGUUCAUCCCCCGAGGCCACGCUUGAUGAAACCCAAAGAGAAUCCUCAAUGGGCGGGUUGGAGCCCCUACAAAGGAAUCCCUAGGUAGGCUAAUGACUCUCGUACAUACGUUUUUAACCCAAGACCUGUGAGUUAUGCGAAGCUCGCCCCACCAGGCAUAAUCCUAAAUCUUAAUCCUUAUGAGUUUAGUUUAACUCAGACUUUCCUAGAUAUACCAGGUGGCUUAUUUCCAUAAUCCAAUUUAAUCACAUAAUUAUCCUUACUCCAUUCAUUAAUUUAAACAAUGGAUCAGAUUAAUUUGUAGUCCUUAUUCAUAUCCUAGAGGCAUAAUAUAGAAGAGAGCCUGAUUGCAACGUCUUGAGGAUCAUGGGGUCAAUCUACAAUUUUAGAAACUUAAAUCCAAAUCCUAUUGUCAAAGGAGUACCCGCUACCGGCCCGGCAUGUCUUCCUCUUCUGCAAACCGGAACGAGGGACAGUCCUCAAACCAGCGGCGGCGAACUUCUUGUCCAGCAGCGGUGUCACCCGCGACCCGAGCGGCGAUCAGUACCGGCGGCCUCCAUGGUCGGAGACACAGCAGCGGGAAUCCGACAGUAGCUUCGUCCCGUGUCGACAAGCCGGCGCGGCAGCAACCCUCGAAGAUAGCAGCGGCCAGAGAACCAAAUACAGAGCAAAACAGAACGAGGGAGCAAAGCAGGAGAAGAAAGAACGGAACAGAUCGAAGAAGCAAGGCAGUAACAUUUCAAUCCAAAAUCCAAGUUCAAUCACUCAGUUAAUUCAACAAUUCAAUUCACCAAUCCAACACCAAUUGCACAAAAAUAUAUUAAUAAACCCUAAUCUAUGAAUUAACUCUAACGAGAGAUAAAUCACUCACCUCGAUAGGCAAAGAUUUACAAAUUAGAUGGUAAAGGAUUUCCUCCGGCGAAGUUCCGACGUAGUUCCGGCGACCUCUCCUUGGCCUGAUCGGCGAAGAGAAAUAAGGAGGAAGAUGAUGACGAUGUUCGGCCGCAUGCUUUGUUUUUAAAGAGGUGGAUUAGGCUUGUGUUUU